Messenger RNA from Hyposmocoma kahamanoa, 1500 nucleotides. Its product is annotated as putative serine protease K12H4.7. Bases 16 to 1446 code for a protein of 476 amino acids. Gene Ontology annotation, biological process: proteolysis. The transcript has a single exon. Lineage: Eukaryota; Metazoa; Arthropoda; Insecta; Lepidoptera; Cosmopterigidae. The record is from RefSeq and is a predicted model, not a curated record. Gene Ontology annotation, molecular function: dipeptidyl-peptidase activity; serine-type exopeptidase activity.
UGGCAUCGAUGAACAAUGUUCUACGUAAUAGGAUUUUUAAAGAUAGUCGCUGUGAUAUUUCUAAGCAAUGUAGAUUGCUUUAAACAUCACCAUCUGGACUUGGAAGGAUAUAUUUCUCAAUCGCAGGGGAUCGGUAAGAAUGAAUUUAAAAGGAUUCUACAACCGGUGAACCAUUUCGAUGCGCAAGACACGAGAACUUGGAACAUGAUGUAUAUUCAAAAUCUAGAAUUUUGGAAGCCAAAUGGACCGAUAUAUAUAAACAUUGGUGGUCCUUUUCCGUACAUAGUUCAAACCUCCAUUUUCAAGAAGGGAUUCUUUCUCUACGACCUCGUGAACGAAACCAAUGGGGCUUUGUUCGGUAUAGAACACAGGUAUUACGGGAAUAAUACACCAUUGGACCUUACAAAGACAGAGAACCUAAAAUAUUUAAAUUCGCAACAAGCUCUUGCUGAUGUAGCAAAAUUAAUCAAAUACGUCAAGUCCAUGUCGAAUGCUGAAAAUUCAAAAGUCGUUGUGGUUGGUGGAACUAUGGUAGGAAAUGCAGGGAAUUUGGCUACAUGGAUGAGGCUGUUCUAUAGCGACUUAGUAGACGCAGCAGUCUCAGUUAGUGGACCCGUUCUAGCCAAGGCAGACUUUAAAGAUUUCUAUGAAAUUGUUGGGGAAAAUUUUUUGAAAUACGGCACUCCGGGUUGUUACGACAAAAUAGCCAAACUGUUUAAUAAAUUUCAAACUCUACUUAGUACUCCGGAAGGUAUAAAACAGCUUAAAAAAGAAGAUGAGAUAUGUGAUUUUGUCGAUAUGUCCAAGAAAGAAAAUCAACAAGUAUUUUUCGACAAUUAUUUAGGUUUUUUCAGACUAUUUUCUGAUGUUGCUGAUGAUGGUGAUUAUUUAAAAUUAACAUGCGAGAAAAAUUUCAAUGAUACCAGCUUUAAGUCUAAAUUACUCCAGUCGAAACGUGAUUAUAUUGUACAGGAUGGACAAGACUCGUGUAAUAAUUAUGAUUUUGAUUCCAAGUUCAACAGACCAAUAAAAAAUCCUUGGUUGUAUCAAAUGUGUACAGAAUUCGGAUCUUUCCCGAGCACAGAAGAAGGUAAGCAUCCUUUUACCAAUUGUCUAUCAGUGGAAUACUACUACAAGGCAUGUGAAGUACAAUUUGGGCCCGAAUUUGGUAAAAAGAGAGUCGAAGACGGGGUUAAGACUACAAACGAAAUGUAUGGAGCCCUACAUCCAAACGUAACAAAAGUGGUCUUUGUGAAUAGCGAAUUCGACCCUUACCGGAAACUUGGUGUCGUAGAAAACUUAUCAGAUGAUGCGCCUGCGUUUGUCAUUGCAAAUACUGGCCGUGCUACACUGCUCACAUACCCGGAUACAGAAAUAAAAUCCGUAGAGCUAAAAGAGACUAAGAAGAAAGUAAAGUCAUUGAUAAAAAAGUGGAUUGGUUUGUGAACAAUUUGUACAAAUGUUUAUACUCACGGAAGAAUACAAACAAUGAAAAUGCCU